GUCGAGACGUUCUCGAAUGAAACGAAAAUAAAAAAUUACGCUACGAGACGCUUCGAUGGGAACGAGGACUCGAUUCCUUGUUUCUUUCAGUCGGUUCGCGGCGGCAUGAUUAGAUAAGCGGUCGGUUCAUAGUGCGCCCGAGAUGCAGAGAGCAUAAGAGACCAGGAGGCUCGUGGACCGACCUCAGUUAAAGCCGUUAGUGCAUACUGGCGAACUCGAUUGGCGAACCGCGAGCAUCGCUUCCUCUACCAAAAGACGCGGCGAACCAUCUCGCGAGAGACUCGCGUACACGCGCGCGCCUCGAAGGAAACAGUUGCGCGUUCGACGGUAAAUCGGUUCAGCGCACGGGAGUUCUUUCUGAGAUCAGCUGCCGCGAAUCCCGGGGCGAGAUAUGAAUCCGUCUUCGAGGAGGAAAUCGUGUCAGCAGACAUAUUCGGAUUAAUUCUAACUCAUCAGACCAGAGGAUCGGACCGUGAAGGAUUUCUCCGGUGAACAGGCGACUGGAAAUCGAACGAUGCCAGCCUGCAGGAGCGAGAACCCGUCGAGAGUGUGGUCCUCGAGUCCGCCGAUCUCGAGGAGCAGCAGCGUGUCUCCGCUCAUACCCAGCUCGCCGCUGUCGACGUCGCCGCCCCUGGUGUCGCCGAUAUCCACCCUGAAGAGCUCGACGUCGAACGCUUCGAACUCGUCGAAGAUAUACCAUGUUCCUACAUUGACGAACACCUCGAGGACUCCCGCCGUGAUCGUUUCACCGAGGCGUCAGCAACAACAGCAGCAGCAGCAUCUACAACAGGGGACGCAACUGAAUUUCCAGCCGCUACCGACACAAGGUCAAAACCACAACCGGAACGAGCCGUUGCUGUUGAGGAUACUGACCGCGUAUUUCGGACUGCUGCUGGGGAUCUUCCGAGGAAUCGUCAGCGUGAUCAGCUACGCGAUCCGGGCGCCGGCGCUCUGGGUGUCGGUCUGGGUUUACAUGAUAUGGCUGAUUUUCCAGCUGCCGUUGACCGCCCUCAAGUGGUUCAUCACCGUCCUCCACACGCCGGCGUUGGAGCGAGUGCGCAGCAAACGGUGCGUCUUGAUCAGCGGCGGUAGCACCGUGCAAUCCGUGCACCUGGCUCGCAACUUCUACAAGGCCGGCGCCAGGGUGGUGAUCUGCGAGCUGGAGGGUCUGUUCGGGCUGGCGAAGUUCUCCACCGCGUGCUCCAAGUUCUACACGAUCCCGAAGCCCAGUCCAGGGAACGCCGCCGAGUAUGUAAAAGCCCUGAAGGACAUCGUUCACAAGGAGAAAGCUGCGUACUACAUACCGGUCAGCGCCAGCAACACGGCCUACUACGACGCUCUGACUAAGCCCUACCUGGAGGUGAUGGGCUGCGAGUGUUUCGUGCCCAGUGCGGGCGAGGUCGCCGUCCUCGACGACCCCAUGGAGAUGCUGCGAAGAUGCUGCUCGCUGGCCCUGCCCACGCCCUAUCAUUGCAUCCUGCGUUCCUCGGAGGACGUCUCGCGGUUCUACGAGCAGAACACGGUAACCACCGGCAGGUACCUGUUGCUGGCCGCGGGUCCAGCAGGGAUGAUAGACAGGACGAAGAUAGCACUGCCGCCGACGAUCAGGGAGUUCCGGAACCAGCAGCACGAGGUCAGCGACAGCAAACCGUGGCUGGUGAUCCGCGACCCGAGCGGCAAGCAUUACAUCACCUGCACCACGGUGAAGGAGUCGAGGGUCGUGUCGAACGUGACCUGCCUGAUCGACGGGCGAGGCUUGAUCCCCGAGGAGCGGUCGGAAGUGACGCAGUGGCUGGACAGAUUCAUCGGCGGGCUGUUCUGGAGGAUCAACGGACACUUGAGCUUCAGGUUAGCGGUCACGGAGGAUGGAGAGUUGGUGCCGAUCGGCUGCCACGUGGGCGUCAGUCUGCCUUACAUCUGUCACACGGGAGUCCAUCCUCGGCUCGUCUGGAAACCGUGCAGACACUUUUCCAGACAAAACUCCGGGAUCCUGAGCGCAACGGACAGGAACCAGCCAGCCGACGCUACCACCUGUGCCUCGAAGCUGCCUGCCGGGGAUACCUUCCCUCAUCUGUUGGGCACCUUGCUGAACAAACGGGAUGCUCUGUUCACGUACUGGGACCCGCUGCCCUACUGCAUCUACUACCAUCUGCAGCUGCCGUUCAGACGGCUGGCGGGCAUGAUCAGGCCGCAGCAACACAACCCUCCGUUGGCGAGUCGGAGGAGGGUAAAGAACGGAUACUCGAAGGAGGGACGCGCGUGUAGGUGAUCCUCGCGCAGACGGUCUUCUCAGUAUUCGCGGACGCCCCGGUCGAAAGGGUCCCCACGAGAGAACACGCCUCGGCGAUGGAAACGGCGAUCCGGCUAGCAAAGGUCAAGUUCAGAUCGAGCUUCGGAUGAGAAGCGGCCGAGCGAGAAUCGAGCUGGGACGGAGGGCACACGCUCGAAUCACGUGCCGCGCCGGCCAUGUAGUUUUUUCUGCGCGGCAAGAUAAUUGACGCGUGGUUCCUAUCUUCGGGCCGGCACGAGAGGAAGCUGAAACGUUCGAGAGCUUUCGAGCCCGUACAACUUGUAUCGCGUAUCGGCGAGUGUAAAUAGUGGUGCGAACAAUCGGCCCAAUAACACUGGCGCGCUCGUCCGUCCGUGCACGAUUUCUCUUCCGCUAAGACUCCUGCUCUCCUUUUUCUUGUUUUCCCGUUUGAGACGGUCGACUUUGAACUCGCUAGAUAAAUAACGCGACGCGCACAGACGCUCGGAGAAUGACUUUACGGAUCUGAUAUUUAGAACUGUCCGCGCCUCGACACGCCGUGUCCGGGGAAUGGUAAAUAACGUCCAACUUUAGGAUGCUCGGUCGGAAGGUCGAGCAUCCCCUGGUAUACGGUUUCUGAAUCUCGCGAGUCUCGCGGGACACUUGUAUCUAUAGUAUUUCGUAUUUCAUAAGUUAACAGGCAAUAAGGUUCCGUGUACAUACGCGUGCAGAUGCCAUACAGUCUGCAAGUCAAUAAAACGUAAUCUGUUUUUCUAAUGCCAGUGUUUUCUUUUCCCCCACUCUCCACCGUGCCAGAUUCCCCUCGUACAUUCUUAGUUCUAUUGGCGAGUGCUGAUUAAGAAUUGACAAUUGACAUGUUUCGCAACGUUAGAACAGAGUCAGAAAUCUUG
Molecule: messenger RNA, 3159 nt
Organism: Nomia melanderi (Alkali bee)
Lineage: Eukaryota; Metazoa; Arthropoda; Insecta; Hymenoptera; Halictidae
Source: RefSeq, a predicted model, not a curated record